Messenger RNA from Thamnophis sirtalis, 2706 nucleotides. NCBI's taxonomy places the organism in Eukaryota, Metazoa, Chordata, Lepidosauria, Squamata, Natricidae. The record is from RefSeq and is a predicted model, not a curated record.
AUGGAUNGUUUCAGUCACAAUUCCAGCCUGGUGAUACACCAGAGGACUCACACAGGAGAGAAACCCUUUGUGUGUCCUGAUUGUGGGAAAAGAUUCAGUCAGAAUUCUAGUCUGGUUAAACACCAGAGGACUCACACAGGAGAGAAACUGUAUGAGUGUCCAGACUGUGGGAAAGAUUUCAGUACUAGGUUUAACCUUCUAAACCAUGUGCUUAUACACACAGGGGAGAAACCAUUUAAGUGCCUCAAGUGUGGACGGUCCUUUAGGCAACAUUCCACUCUUAUCGCACACAAGAAAAUCCACCUGUGGCCCAAAGUGAUGUGUUCCUGUUGUGGGAAAUAUACAACUUGCAAAUCACAGCUGAUCAAUCCUGAGAGGAUCCAGACUAGAAAGAAGCCGUAUAAAUGCUCUGAAUGUGGCCAAACCAUUGGUCAGAAUAACUCCAUUGUGGUCCAUGGAAGAAUACACACAGGAGAGAAAGCCUUUCAAUGUACUGAUUGUGGGAAAAGUUUCAGCAACAGUUCCCACCUCAUUAGCCACAAGAGGAUUCACACAGGAGAGAAACCCUUUGAAUGUCCUGAUUGUGGGAAAAGUUUCAGUCAGAAUUCCAGUCUGGUGAUACACCAGAGAAUUCACACAGGAGAGAAAGCCUUUCAAUGUACUGAUUGUGGGAAAAGUUUCAGUCAGAAUUCCAGUCUGGUGAUACACCAGAGAAUUCACACAGGAGAGAAAGCCUUUCAAUGUACUGAUUGUGGGAAAAGUUUCAGCAACAGUUCCCACCUUAUUAGCCACAAGAGGAUUCACACAGGAGAGAAACCCUUUGAAUGUCCUUAUUGUGGGAAAAGUUUCAGUCGGAAGUCCAAUCUGGUGAUACACCAGAGGACUCACACUGGAGAAAAACCCUUUGAAUGUCCUGACUGCGGAAAAAGUUUCUGUCAAAGUUCCCACCUUAUUAGCCACAAGAGGAUUCACACAGGAGAGAAACCCUUUGAAUGUCCUGAUUGUGGGAAAAGUUUCAGUGAGAUGUCCAAUCUCAUUAGCCACCAGACGGUUCACACAGGAGAGAAACCCUUUGAAUGUUCUGAUUGUGGAAAAUGUUUCUCUCAUAGUUCCCAGCUCGUGAUACAUCAGAGGACUCACACAGGAGAGAAACCUUUUCAAUGUCUUGAUUGUGGGAAAAGUUUCAGUAAGAAUUCCCACCUCAUUAGCCACCAGAGGAUUCACACAGGAGAGAAACCCUUUGAAUGUUCUGAUUGUGGAAAACGUUUCUCUCAUAGUUCCCAGCUUGUGAUACACCAGAGGAGUCAUAAAGGAGAGAAACCCUUUGAAUGUCCUGAUUGUGAGAAAAGUUUCAGUAAGAGUUCCCACCUUAUUAGCCACAAGAGGAUUCACACAGGAGAGAAACUUUUUCAAUGUCCUGAUUGUGGGAAAAGUUUCAGUGAGAAUUCCCACCUCAUUAGCCACAAGAGGAUUCACACAGGAGAGAAACCCUUUGAAUGUUCUCUUUGUGGAAAACGUUUCUCUCAGCGUUCCCAAGUCAUGAUACACCAGAGGACUCACACUGGAGAGAAACCCUUUAAAUGUCCUUAUUGUGGGAGAUGUUUCAGUCACAAUUCUAGCCUGGUGGUACACCAGAGGAGUCACACAGGAGAGAAACCCUUUGAGUGUCCCGAUUGUGAGAAAAGUUUCAAUCAGAAUUCUAGUCUGGUUAAACACCGGAGGACUCACACAGGAGAGAAACUGUAUGAGUGUCCAGACUGUGGGAAAGAUUUCAGCUCUAGGUGUAACCUUAUAAAUCAUAUGCAUAUACACACAGGGGAGAAACCAUUUAAGUGCCCCGAGUGUGGACGGUGGUUCAGGCAAAAUUCCACCCUUAUUGCACACAAGAAAAUCCACUUGAGGACCAAAGCGAUUAGUGUAGAAAAGACUUGAAUUUCAUUUCUAAUGUCCAUUGUAAGUCUAGCUGAGAAACUGACUACUGUGUUUUCCGAAAAUAGGACAUGUCUUGAUACUAAGCCCAAUUGGGCUUUUCAGGACAUCGGCUAAAAUACCCACCUAACCCUAACUCGAAAAUAACCCCCCACAAAUCUAAAAUGACCCUGACAUGUACCCGACCUUGUCCGGGGAAAGCUAUAGUGGUUUCAAUUGCCCCCGUGGUGGCCCUCUGAAGUUGGGUCAGGCCCAGCCGAUUCACAAUUUCUUCGGCAGCCCACCAUCUGGCCUGGGCACAUACCGGUCUUGUACUUCGGCAGUGGCUUCGGGCCCAAACCUAGCAGCUCUUGCCUCCUUGGCUAUUUGGGAAGCUAGUCCCCUCCCCCACGGCUCUCCUGGCCAGGCAGAAUUCCUGCUUGCUGGCGCCCUGUUUCGAUUUGUGGAGUGGUGGUGGCAAAGGCAUGCACAGGGUGGCUUCCUUGGAGAGCCACCUGUCACCCUCCCCUUUCCUGGCUGCUGGGGGACUUCACGCUGCAAGCAUUUUCCACUGCCACCGGGCUCAGAUGUCCAGGCAGCUCUCCAGCAGUGCCAGAACUCACCACUGAGGAUGAAGCAGAUGGUGGCCACCCGUGGCCAAUCUCCGCACCUCCAUCCUCCUGGCUUGGAGCAAGUCAGGCACCACCAACACACUCAUACUGCCAGCAGCCACGGCAAUCACCAGUCCCCACACUAGCACCCAGGUGAAGCUGCUUUUGGGGCACAGGAAGGUGCUUG